Messenger RNA from Dicrocoelium dendriticum, 937 nucleotides. NCBI's taxonomy places the organism in Eukaryota, Metazoa, Platyhelminthes, Trematoda, Plagiorchiida, Dicrocoeliidae. The record is from the annotation of a GenBank genome assembly.
UGCUAGUAGCUUUCUUUUCGUCCGCAUUUCUUUUAACAUUGAACGGAAUUUCGCUUGAACUAAGUUUCACUACAACUUUCGCGGAACACCUUAACCCCGGGAGAUUGGAUUACACGAACUAUUUCAGCAACUGGAACAGGUUGGUGUUGAUGUAAGAAAACAACCGGAUCUCACACAUGCUUUACUCCUGUUGUGCACGUUCAUUAUGACUUACGUGGAACGGCGAUUUCUUCUCAGGAACGGUCCCCCAUGGGGGUUCCGCCUGUAUGAAGAUUUUAUGGAGGGGCUGAUUGUAUCUAAGGUUCGUCAACGCAGUCCGGCUGACCUCGCAGGGCUGCGCGAAGGUGAUCACGUGUUGGCCAUUAGCGGAGUGGACGCAUUAGACAUGUCGCAUGAAUACGCAGUCCAAGUGAUCGAACAAGCUGUCUACACACUGGAGAUCAUUGUUGGCCGGUAUGAACGUUUACAAAAACAAGAGACGAUUUACCUGGACAAUCAGUCUCUCCGUUCCAAGCAACUGCCGCAAGAUAUCACAACGACUGAGCUACAGUUGUUCUGGGAAAAGGAAAUGCCACUGAAACCGGCCAGGCGAGUCAUGCCGCCACCGAAACCUACCGUCAUUCUGUCAAACACUAGACCUGCACCAACCAGAUCACCACCAUCAAAACCACGGCCGCCGUUAAAGAUUUAUAUUCCACCACCACAAGCAACCCCACCGACUCCUGUGCCUGUGUCUGCAGCGCCGAAACAGCCCACACUUGUAACACCGAGAGAGCCGACACCAGAAUGGGAGAGAAAAAUUGUACCAAAUGAUCCAGACGUUUCUAGUGUAUCAGUAAAGCAGCUGUUGAAGGAGUUCGAUGUACCAGAGAUCGCUCCGGAAUUAAAAAGUAGGAACUUAUACCAUUUCUUUUUGUGCUGGCAAAUUGAAAAUUAA